CCCGCACACACACUCCCCUUCCCCAAGUGCUUCUUGUCCGGCCCCCCUGAUCUCUGUGUCCAUUGGCUUCCCCGGGUCUAUUUUUCAUGUCCAGCCCCUAAUGACCGUCCAUUGGCGUUGUUAUUCCGCUUCCCUCCUCCCACUCGGGCGCUUCGCCCUGCCCAUGUUUUGUAUGUCGGUGUCCAUCCAUCGCCUGACGUUCAAGUUCGCAGGGACGUCACGUCCGCACUUGAACUUGCAGCUCAGGGGGGCUUUUGCCAUUUUUUCAUCUCUCCCCUCUCCCUCUCUCCCUAUCUCUCUUUCUCGCUCUCGGUUUCAAAAAAGCCAUGACGGCGAUCCCGCAAUCCGUCUUCGCCGCGCCAUCUUUGUAUUAUUUCUAAUUUAUUUUGAUUGUCAAAGGCAUUUAUGAAGAUUUUUUUUCCACUGGAGUCUCCUUUCUAACCCGGCUCUCCCGAUGUGAUCCGCGCUGAACGCCGCCACCACACCACCAUGUCUCGCCGCAAGCAAGGCAAGCCCCAGCACUUGAGCAAACGGGAUUUUUCGCCCGAGCCCCUCUCCGUCGCCCUCACUGCCGCCACUCUCCUCCCGUCGGAGGACCUCUCGGAACACAGCUCGGACCACUCGGCGCCCAACAGCGCCUGCAGCGGCGUCAACGGCCACCACCACCCGCACCACCAGCCCCACUCGCACGCCCACCCGCAACCCCACCCGCACCCCCUGCCGCACCAGCACCCGCACCAACACCCCCACCCCCACCCGCCCGCUAACAACCACCACCACCACCACAACCACCACAACCACCACAACCACCAUCCACACCACCGCCCGGCUCGGCUGGGCUUCGACCCCCGAUCCUCCACCACCGCCAACAGCAACACCACCACCAACACCUCCUCCUCCACCACCUCCUCCUCCGUCUCCUCCUCCUCCUCCUCCCCGGAGCAGGACCUGCUGACAUGCGGCCAGUGCCAGGCCACCUUCCCCCUGGCCGACAUCUUGCUCUUUAUCGAGCACAAGCGCAAGCGAUGCCACGGCCCUCCCUGCCUGCCCCGGGACGCCGUUGGCGGGCGCGGCCUGGACAAGCCCCCCUCGCCCUCGCCCGGCCUGGCCCUGACGCCCACCCCUGCGCUGGGCCUGGGGGCGCUGGGCCUAGGGGCCCUGGGGCUGGGGGCCCUAAGGGCUCAGCAUCAGCACCUCCGACGGAGGCCCGUGGAGGUGGGGGUCCAGGCCACUCUGGCUGAGGAGGACUGCGAGAGCAACCGGCUGCCCUCCUCUUCGUCGUCGCCCCGUGGGAUCUUUCCCAAGCAGGAGCACCCUGUCCCAGGUAAGGAGGAGCCGACCACAUACACCUGCACCACCUGCAAGCAGUGCUACGGCAGCGCCUGGUUCCUGCUGCAGCACGCCCAGAACACGCACGGCUUCUGCAUCUACCUUGAGAGCGAACACGGCAGCCCCCUCACCCCGCGCAUGGGCCGGCCGUCCUCCCUGGGCGGGGGCGCCGACUGCCCCUCCCAGCCGCCCCUCCACGGCCUCCACCUGCCCCCCGACGCCAGCCCCUUCAACCUCCUCCGCAUCCCCGGAUCUGGCUCCGGCGGCCGAGAUAGCACGGGCGGGGGAGGAAGCAACAGCGGCCCGAUGGGGGGCGUGGGACUCGGGGGCCAUCAUCAGCGCUUCCCUCCGACGCCGCCUCUCUUCAGCCCGCCUCCGCGGAACCACCUGGACCACCACCUGAGUCCCGAGGAGCUGGCGCUUGCAGCCCACCACCCGAGUGCCUUUGACAGGGUGCUGCGCCUCAACCCUCCUCUGGGCCUGGACCCUCCGCCGGCCAUGGACUUCUCGCGACGGCUGCGAGAGCUGGCCGGCAACAACUCAGUGUCCACCCCGCCGCUGUCCCCGAGCAGACCCAGUCCCAUGCAGAGGCUGCUCCAGCCAUUCCAGACAGGAGGGCAAGCCGGAGCUCUGGGGGGUACCGGAGGUAGCAAACCUCCCUACCUCUCCACUCCGCCUCCUCUCCCAGGCUCCAUGCAGUCCCCCUCAGGCUCUCAGACCACCCCGACCACCCCCCUCCCAUCGGCCGGCGCUCCGCCCUCCUCCACCACUCCGUUGAAGACAAAGUCGUGCGAGUUCUGUGGCAAGGCCUUCAAGUUCCAGAGCAAUCUCAUCGUCCAUCGCCGCAGCCACACAGGAGAGAAACCCUACAAAUGCCACCUGUGUGACCAUGCCUGUACACAGGCUAGCAAGCUGAAACGCCACAUGAAGACACACAUGCACAAGUCGUCUUCGCCCAACGCAGGGAAGUCAGAGGACGGGCUUUCGGUGGCCUCCUCCCCUGAGCCUGGCACCAGUGAGCAUCUGGGCAGCGCCAGCAAUGCCCUGAAGUCCGUGGUGGCCAAGCUGAAGAGCGAGAACCGCUUGCUCCACCAGAACGGGGACGACGAGGAAGAGGAAGAGGAGGAGGAGGAGGAGGAAGAAGAGGAGGAGGAGGAAGAAGAAGAAGAGGAGGAGGAGAUUGAGGAAGAGGACCAGAACGGAGAGAGGGUGGUACAGCAGAAUAACAACAACAAUAACAACAACAGCUACCACUUCAGCCUGAACUUAGAGGCGGCCCGUCAUCAUGAGAACAACGGCAGCAUCGGUGGUCGGCUGGGAGGUGGAGCGGACGAGGGGUCGAUCCCGCGCUCCCUGCCGGAGGUGAUGCAGGGGAUGGGGCUGGCAGCCAGCAUGCAUCACUUCAGUGAAGCCCUCAAUGCGCACAAGCGCAACGCCAUGGCCCAGGAGAAUCACGUCCACCAUCACCUCGCCCGUGACCAUCGCAACCGCAGGAUGUGCGACGAGGACUCGGCCGUGGAAUCAGGCCGGGCCGAAGAGGGCUGCAUCUCAGCCAUCAACGGACGGGGGACCUCCCCCAACGAGGCCGCCUCCGUGGGACUCUCAAAGAAGCUGCUUUUGGGAAGCCACAGUCCUCUCAGUCCCUUCACCAAACGCAUCAAACUGGAAAAGGAGUUUGACCUGCCCACGCCCACCAUCCCUAACACGGAGAACGUCUACUCCCAGUGGCUGGCCGGCUAUGCGGCCUCCAGACAACUCAAGGACCCCUUUCUGAACUUUGGGGAUUCCAGACAAUCGCCAUUCGCCUCUUGCUCUGAGCACUCUUCAGAGAACGGCAGCCUUCGCUUCUCGACCCCCCCGGGGGAGUUGGAUGGCGGGGUGUCGGGCCGCAGCGGUACGGGGAGCGGGGGCAGCACUCCCCACCUUGGGGGUCCCGGCCGGCCCAGCUCCAAGGACGGCCGCAGGAGUGAUACGUGCGAGUACUGCGGCAAGGUGUUCAAAAACUGCAGCAACCUGACGGUGCACCGGCGCAGCCACACGGGCGAGCGUCCCUAUAAGUGUGAAUUGUGCAACUAUGCGUGCGCUCAGAGCUCUAAGCUGACACGCCACAUGAAGACCCACGGACAGGUGGGCAAGGACGUGUACAAGUGUGACAUUUGUCAGAUGCCCUUCAGCGUCUACAGCACCUUGGAGAAACACAUGAAAAAAUGGCACAGUGAUCGACCCAUGAGUACCGAAAUUAAGUCUGAAUAGUAUGGCUAUAAUGUUGGACUAGCGCCUCUCCCCCGAGACAUCUCCGCUACCAGUCUGGUUUACCCCCUACCAUAGUCUCUUGUAGAUUUGCCCUCAACCCCCAAGCACUAACUCAUCUCUUUUGCCAGUCUGGUGGAAGCUUAACACCACCAGCACAUCCCCUUUCCAUUACCCAUUGAAUGCAUGAUUUGUAUCGGGGCAAUACUAUUGCAUUGACGCAAAACUUUGAGCCUUUCUCUUGUGCAAUAAUUUACAUGUUGUGUACAAUUUUUUCCUGUUUGAGUUCGCCUUUUUCCAUUUUUAAGAAUUAGUCAGCAUGCAUAGUAUGUUUUUGCUAAUCAAAAAAGAUAAAAAGAAAAUGAAAACAAAUUUGUCCCUGGUUAGUUAGUAGUUGAGUAAAUGUGUUGCUGUUUUCUCUUGUUCUGUUUUCUUUCUUUUUGUUUUUUAAAAGGAGAAAAGACAAGAAAGAUACAACCAUGCUGCAUACAUUCUGUAACACAUAUCAUGUACAGUUUUGUGUUGUAACAUGGACAAUUCACAGUCUUUGACUUGACCCUCUUAUGUAAAACCUGGAAAUGCACUUAAUCUGAUCUUUCUAAAAGAUGCCAUGUCCACACAGGGUUUAAGAAAAAAAAAAAGAUUGGCUUGAUUACUAAACCACUAGCAAAGACAGCCUUAAAAGUCUUUUAAAAAAAAGUCAAGGAUGGGCUGUAAGCUAAAUUUGUACUAUCAUUUGGUUAAAAAAAGGAGUGCCUUUCAUUCAACAAGACUGCGUUAUUGGCCAUACUAUUUUCUGUGCUAAACACGAGGUCACACCAGGUACUGCUAGAGGGAUUUAGCCACCCAAGAAAGGUUCUUGCAUCAAGCACCUGACUGCUCAAACAGAGUGUGACAAACUAGAGUAAGAUCAGAAAAGUAUUGUUAUUCAUCAUUUAGCUACCUAUACAUGUUCUAUAGUAUCUUUAAUAUGUGGAAUUCAUGGCAAGCAUGGUACAAGCAGUAUUGUGUAUAUCUGAAUUAUUUGUAAUUUUGUUCUUGGUAUUUAGAUACUAUGGGGGGGAAAGGUACUUGUCACGUACAAUCCUGAACUUGAGGGAUGCGGCGCAUGGCUCGGAAGCGUUGUAUCGCGUUAGCACAAAGACGCACAGCGCUGCUUUGGAUAUGUCAGUGUGUGGAACAAUGCAUAAAGUUUAAUAUGAGCUCCAAUUGCGUUAGACUACAUUAGGGGGCAUUGGUUUACUACAAGCUAGACAGACAGAAAGCUACACCAAACUGGAAGCUACACGUUAGGAGGAACUGAGGCAAUCGUGUUCACUUUAUUGUUUUUUUAAAACAGGGUGUUUGUAACAAGGAAAGAAAGAAAGAAAAAAAGAAAGAACUGCAAAAAAAGAAAAUGGCCGCUGUGUUCUCUAGGGCUUUCGGGGCUACAUAACAAUGAAUAAAGUUUGAUACAUUGGAAUGCAUAGGCUAAUACAGGGCAGAUUUUUCUUUGUUUGCUGUUGUUAAGAAUGCAAGAGACAUAUUACAUUUCCUUCCUUGAGUUGCAGACUUUCCCCCAAAAAAUAUGUAUAAGAUAGCAGUUGAUACUCAGACAGGAAUUCGUACCAACAUGACACUUAUAUUAUUUAAUUUAAAUGCUGAAUUCUAAUCUAAAUUCUGGGACAUUUCAAAAAACUUGAAAGUUGCACUUUUCCCAAGUUUACAGGUUUAUGCUCAAGGGAAAAUGCUGUUGGUGGACGUGGCUACCAUUGUCAAACAACUGUAAAGACAUAUAAUCAGACAUCCAGCUCUCCAGCUCCCUGACCUAUGCCCUAUGUAUCCACACUUUGUUCACAUUUAACCCUUUGCCAUGCUGUUAGAGCAACCUUAUAGUGUUAGCACUCUAAAAGGACAAACUUAAAAGUAACCAAUUGGUUUGCCAUCCAGUUCUAUGAAAUACAGGGUUUACAUUUGGUCCAAAAUAGACCACAAUUCUACAGGACUAGCAAUAUUGCUUGAUCCGAGAUUUAACUCUGCUGCCAAUUCACCUUGUUGUUAAGACCAUUUAUUGUUGUAUUGUCAUUAUCCAAACAUGGAUAGGGAAUCUAUAGAUAUUGGGGCCAGAUGGCAAAAGUUGUUAUUUAAUUUUGUAAAAUAUAAUGAUUUGUUUGGAUCAUUUUUUUCUUUCUUUUUUUUUAAUAACACUUUGUUUCCUCAUGGUAACCAUGGUAACCAGUGUUCAUGUUUGGAGUCAACUCACAAUGUUCAAGAAUCUGAUCACAGUAUAUUCAAAAUGGUACAAAAAAAUGAAGAUAGAAAAGAUAUCCGUGGUGUUUUGUAUUUUCUUUUUGCCUUGGCUCUUCACAGCUCUUCAGGUUGAAAUACAAUUUGCAUUGGGGAAAGGAUUGAGAUAAUAUAUGACUAUAUAAUAAAGAACUUUAAAAUAUAGGAAAAUGCACACAUGUCAAUUCCUAUGCUUAAACACAUUUAUGGUCUACUUUCUCUGUAUUUCUAGAAUUGUAUUUGAAUUCAAUGUUCACUUAGAGUAGGCACUAUAGUAUUUAUAUUGAGGCUUGUAUUUUUAACUGUUGCUCGUUCUCUCUGAAGGUAUUUACCUUUUUUGGUAGUGGAAAAAAAUCCCCAAGCUGCCGCGGUAUAUUUUUUUAAUUUGGCAGGAUAAUAUAGUGAGAAUUAUUUGUAUGAUGUUUAAAGAAAUAAAUUGGGGGGUUGGCAGGUGGGGGGUAAAGACAAUUUAAAACAGCAGCUCCAACGUCCUGGGCCAUAAAAUGGCCGAUGCACUACUUCCUGUAUGCGGUGGUGGUUGUACAUAUCUUCUUUAUUGUGUUCAUUAUUUUUUUCUUAAUUGUGUCUUUUUUUAUUUAAAUUGUUAUUAUUUUGGGUUGGACCUCCCCUAGCUCCUCGAUCCUAACUACCUUUUGCUGCCAUAUUGUAUUGCAGUAAUGCAAGCUGACAUCGGCCUGUUCUGUUGUGUGCUAUUGUCUCUCUCAUUUUCUCCCUCCUGACUACAUUCCAACGUUUAAAAGAAAAUAGAGAGGGAGACAAAAAAAGACUUCAUGCGCAGUACAUGGAUUAUGAAAAAACGAGAAAUGCAUCAAUAAAUGCAUUCGAAAAAAAGUCAUCCCUGAAACCAGUUUGUCUUUUGCAGUAUUUUUUUUUCAUUGCCAAAUACUAAAUGGUGCUUUAUAUCUAGAUUGGAAAUACUUUAAUAUGCAAAGCAUAUUCAAAAUACAAAACUAAAAAAACUGACAACCUUGGUUGGUGGGGGAGCUCACUCGAGAUGAGGCUUUUUUUGUAAAUGGCAAUGCAGAAUAUUUUGUUAUCAGCCUUUUUCUAUUCCUGUUCCGAGAGCGGUUUGUUGUUACUUGAACUUGAACCUAUCUUCUACCAUGGGAGUGACUAUUUAUUGUUAUGUAAGCCCUGUUCUAAACAGAACAGAUCCUUCUCUUUUUAGUUUUGAUUAUUAUAUAAUUUGUAACAUUUCUGUUGAUUAUUUUCUCUUUAUUAUUAUUGUGGCCAAAGGCCACUGAAACACCUAGCUUCUUUUUUCUGAGGGGAGGGUCUCUGUUUGGUUGUAUUGGGAAAAACGACUGUCAGUAUUUUCUGGCAGAUGUCUGCAUAAUCCUGUUCACACACCCAUUUUGUCCCUUUAUCGGAAAUCAAUUAAUAAAAAAAAACCUCAAAGCGUA
Molecule: messenger RNA, 7268 nt
Organism: Gadus morhua (Atlantic cod)
Lineage: Eukaryota; Metazoa; Chordata; Actinopteri; Gadiformes; Gadidae
Gene: bcl11aa
Product: BCL11 transcription factor A a
Exons: 3
Coding region: 490-3582 (1030 amino acids)
Biological process (GO): negative regulation of dendrite development; regulation of transcription by RNA polymerase II
Cellular component (GO): nucleus
Molecular function (GO): RNA polymerase II cis-regulatory region sequence-specific DNA binding; DNA-binding transcription factor activity
Source: RefSeq, a predicted model, not a curated record